AACAAGACAGUCCAGAGUUAAUCCUGAAUUAAAAUUGACCCUGGGUUAACAUCUUUAAGUGUGAAAAGCCCUUUGGUAGCCUAACCUUGGCAGGGGCUGAGAUGCCCCGGUGUGCCCUCCCACAAGGGGCGUUAUGUACGGCGGCCGUGAAACUCGACACCCGGCGCUCGCCACAGCUUCUCUCCAAACUGCUAUUUAAAAAAGGAAAAAGGAUGAAACUUCCACUCCUGACUCCUCAAACCCCCCAAGCACCAAACAUCCAGGAGCCGCUGUAGCUGUUGCCAACCCGGCAUAAAUGCCUACAGCACCCGGGCAGGACCGGACAGAAUCGCCCGCGGAUUAUUCUCGUCGCUCCACGGGAGGGAUUUAUGGUGGUGUCGCGCAGCAGACCGGUGGGAGAUCGCGCUCAUUCCGCACCACGGUUUAUCCGAUGCAUGAGACGACGGCUCGCGCUCUCGGGCAGCGACGCAGUCACGCAGAUUAACGGAUCAGGAUUUUGACUGCCGGGACAAAUGAAUACAAAUGAAUUUAGCGACCCGAAGGAGAGUCCGCAGAACCUCUCGUCUGGUGGCAAAGAGAGCUCUUCUUCUGUGUAUUCUACUUUACUGUACUUCUUUUGGAUUCACCCAAGUACUCUUUGAAGAUGUGGAUGUGUUGCAGCGGUUGGCUCUGCGUCCUGAGCUCGGUUCUCGCACCGUUCCCGCUGGCGUCAUCUCCCUCCACUCUGGAAUCAUCCUCACGACACGGGCACGAGUUACCACGGCGACACGUUCCGUGUUCCCACCAGAACUCUUCUGGAACUGCACUCUCGUCCUGAGCGUCCGAUCUCACCGCUUAAACUCAGCAUUUCUCUUCUCUGUCCUAUCUGGGAAUCGGAUUCAGCUCGGGCUGGAAAUUUCGCCCGGCAAGAUAACGCUUCACGCCGGCCCUGCAAAUGCCGCGGUCUUCGCGUACAACCUCCACGAUGGGCGCUGGCAUCAUCUAGCCUUCGUUUUAAACGGCCAAUCAGUGACCCUACACUCUCCCUGCUCGGAGAGCGAUGGCGGAGUUACACAGAAACUCCCCGUACUUCCUGAACGUCUGAACCCUCGUGGAACCUUCCGCUUGGGCGGCACCAGCACUUUGCUUCCGGGUGCGGUACCCUUCGAAGGAGCGGUUUGCCAGUUUGACGUGGUGCCCUCGGCACAAGCGCAGCAGAACUAUUGCAGCGCCAUCCGCAGGCAGUGCAGAGAAAAUGACACCUACAGGCCAGUGCCUCCUGCUCUACUUCCCCUCCCAUCCCGACACACCCCACCACUAUUGGCCCACACGUUACCACCUAAUCGCACUUUCACUUUCACUCCCACUAAUUUCCUUUGGACAUCCAUAAAUGGCGCAGGAGUGUCUUCUGCUGUGAGAAUGAGCGACAGUGUACGACCAAAACCCACGUCUACCACACCUCCACCCCUUUCCUUGAUGCAAACAGGACUUGAAACUCCUUUGUCAAGGGGACAUUUAAAUUCUGUCACCCCAAAACCUACUUUCAGGACACCCAAAAGUCCCAAGCCGACUGCCUCAAAACCUGGAGCGGUCUGGCUUACCCCUAAAAAACCAGCUGGAUCCAAACCCACUCCAGGAAAAACAUCUCCAAAGCUUAGUGCAACAAAGCCUUCCGGACCAAAGCCCACAAUUGCCCGACCUACUUCUUCCAAAUCUGGUAGUUCAAAAACAACUGGUCCCAAACCUACACCACCAAAACUUUCCAAACCAGCAACUGUAAAACCCACGGUAAAGAAACCAACUCUUACGCUAAAGCCCACCAAGAUCAACCCAACAAAGAAUACUUCUACUGGUGCUCAAUCUAUGAAUCCUAACAAGAAACACAACGCCAUUCUAAAACCGUUGUCUGACCCAGAACCGACCGCCCCCAAAAGACCCUCACCAACUAACAAAAAGACCAACACCCAAAAAAAACCACACUCCCAACCCAAAAACCACACCCACAACAAAAAAAACAACCAAAAAAACACCCUACACCCAAAAAAACACAAACCAACCAAAUCUGCUCCAUUCACCACCGCUGCACCACACAAACCACCAAAAACUCUGGAAACCCCCAAAGUCAAUCCUGACAAGCUGAAAACACCUGUGCAUUACGUCACACCGAGCACUCCAAGGUUCGCCGUCCAAUCUGUGACUCUUCCGGCUUUCAACGAUUUCCAGAGCUUCGAGGCGGAGCCCACAUACUUUUCACUUCUGGUUGGACCGCCUGGACAAAAAGGAGAUCCCGGGAAUAUGGGAAUCCCGGGACCUCCAGGGAAACCAGGGCAGCCAGGGACGAGAGGACCUCGGGGACCCCCAGGACCACAUGGCAAGCCAGGUCGACCAGGUCCACCAGGGUUAAAGGGGAAGAAAGGAGACCCUGGACUGUCUCCUGGAAAAGCACCAAAAGGAGAAAAAGGUGACAUUGGCCUGCCUGGUCCUGUUGGUUUAGUCGGGCCGGAAGGCCGUAAGGGACAAAAAGGCCAUCCAGGACCACCAGGCCUUCCCGGGGAACCAGGCGAACAAGGUCCUGGUGGAGAGGCUGGAGCCAAAGGCUAUCCUGGCAGGCAGGGCUUACCUGGUCCGAUAGGGCCUGUUGGGCCAAAAGGGGCUCGGGGUUUCAUUGGAAUCCCUGGACUCUUUGGUUUACCUGGAGCUGAUGGUGAAAGAGGUAGUCCUGGUCCACCGGGGAAGAGGGGCAAGAUGGGUAGGCCGGGUUUUCCUGGUGAUUUUGGAGAGAGAGGCCCCCCAGGACUGGACGGGGAGCCAGGUGUUAUAGGAGCUCCUGGUCCUCCUGGUGUCCCUGGUUUGAUUGGUGAUAUGGGCCCUGUCGGGAUAAUCGGUUUGCCGGGACCAAAUGGACUGAAAGGCGUACCAGGGAACAUGGGCGAACCCGGACUGAAAGGUGAUAAGGGUGACAUCGGGCUUCCCGGAGAGCAAGGGGAAAUUGGGUUCCCAGGAGACAAGGGUGUGCAGGGUUUGCCAGGCUUACCAGGACCUCGUGGAAAACCAGGACCACAGGGCAAGACAGGAGAAAUAGGGCCCACUGGAUUAGCCGGCCCACCAGGACCUGAGGGUUUCCCUGGCGACAUCGGAAAACCUGGACUCAAUGGACCUGAGGGCCCGAAGGGUAUGCCUGGAGCCAGAGGUUUACCUGGACCUCGUGGAGCGGCUGGACGAGAGGGUGAUGAGGGCCCUGUAGGACCACCGGGGCCAGUAGGACUCGAGGGUCUUAUGGGCAGUAAGGGUUUCCCUGGGGCUGUUGGACCUGAAGGGGUCAAAGGCGAGCAGGGUGUCACAGGAAAGGCUGGAUCCAUGGGUGAGAGGGGUCUCGUUGGCUUCAUCGGUCCUGCAGGGGAGACUGGACUCGCUGGAGAGAAGGGUGAUCGUGGAGAGAUGGGAUUGCCCGGACCUCCAGGAGAGAAAGGAUCUACAGGGCACCCAGGAACCCCUGGAGAGAGCGGCCCACCAGGACCACCAGGCAGUCCAGGCCCACAGGGAUCACGUGGACCCAUCGGCAUGAGAGGACCUAAAGGAAGACGGGGUCCUAGAGGUCCGGAUGGUAUGCCAGGCGAACUCGGCUCUGAAGGCAAAAAGGGUCUUGAUGGUCCUCCAGGAAAAAUCGGUUUCCCGGGACAAGUGGGCAAGAUCGGGGAGCCUGGGGAGGCGGGGCCAAAGGGAUUUCCGGGCAUUCAAGGGCCAUCCGGGGCUACAGGAGACAAAGGAAUCGCAGGGGAGCCAGGGCUUCCAGGGCCCCCAGGAACACUUGGGCCUCCCGGAAAUCCAGGGCCAAAGGGCCCUGCGGGAAAAGUUGGCGAUCCCGGACUUCCAGGAGAACCUGGAGAAAAGGGGUCACUCGGGCCUGCGGGGAACGCUGGGGCAGCAGGACUAAUCGGAACAAGGGGAGAACCAGGUUUAGAGGGAGAGGCUGGUCCGGCUGGCCCUGAUGGUGCCAAGGGUGAAAAAGGCGACAUGGGUGGAGAGGGUGAGCAAGGUGUCAGAGGUGACCCGGGAAUCAAGGGGAAAGAAGGGCCACCGGGCGACCCUGGGCUUACUGGCGUCAGAGGUCCUGAAGGAAAACCUGGCAAAAAUGGCGAGAGAGGGAAGCCAGGGUUUAAGGGUGCCAAAGGUAACAUCGGCCACCUGGGAGAGACAGGAACCAUGGGAAAGAUCGGACCAAUCGGAACCACCGGACCAAAGGGCUCUCGAGGAACCAUCGGACAUGUGGGCGCUCCUGGGCGUAUGGGGAUGCAGGGGGAUCCGGGCAUAUCAGGAUAUGAGGGUCACAAGGGACCUCAAGGUCCAGUAGGACCCCCGGGACCAAAGGGUGAAAAGGGUGAACAGGGGGAUGAUGGGAAGGUGGAGGGUCCUACUGGUCCUCCAGGACUCCAGGGUCCAGUUGGAAAGCGAGGAGACAGGGGUGAACCGGGAGAUCCAGGAUACGCGGGUCAGCAAGGUGUUGAUGGUUUUCGAGGCAAACCUGGUGCUCCUGGACUACCUGGUGAUCCUGGUCCUCGUGGGAUACAAGGCCCUAAAGGAUCCAAAGGAGAACAGGGUCAGAAGGGUAAACAGGGUCAGCAGGGAGAGCGUGGCAGCAGAGGCUCACCGGGUGUUGUUGGGUUACCUGGCCCAAGAGGCACAGUGGGUCGAGAAGGACAGGAGGGCUUUCCUGGCAUGGAUGGGGUCACAGGGAAAGAUGGAAGUAGAGGAAUACCAGGUGAUCAGGGAGAUGAUGGCGAGUUUGGUUUGCCUGGUAAACCCGGUGCACCUGGCAAAGCUGGCGUUAUCGGUUUACCAGGCCCACAGGGAUCAUUUGGUCCAAAGGGUGAGAGGGGCCUUCCUGGUCACACCGGCCCUUCAGGAAAGAGAGGUUUUAAGGGAGGAAUGGGCCUUCCUGGAUCUCAGGGAGACCGGGGUCCUAAAGGCCAAACUGGUGACAUCGGGGAACCCGGCUUUCCAGGGAUGCUGGGAAUGUUUGGACCGAAGGGGCCUCCAGGAGACUUUGGACUGAAGGGCAUCCAGGGGCCCAAAGGGCCACAGGGCAGCAUGGGUAGAGGGGGUUUAGCUGGACCUGUCGGUGUGUUUGGCCCUGUCGGUAGUCCAGGCCCGAGAGGAGACACUGGCAGCAAAGGAGAGAUGGGUGUUCAGGGACCUCGAGGUGCUCCUGGACCGCGUGGACCUCCGGGUCCGCCGGGAUUCCCACUGGCUUUGAAACAGGAUUUUGGUCUUGGAUCGGCUCAGCCAGUUUUUAUGGACACACACACACAGAAAAUAUUGGGUCGGGGUCUGAUGGACAUACCCAUGUUGGAUCAGGCCCCAGAGAUCCUGCGGACUCUCCAUCACCUGAGCUCCCUGGUCCACAGCCUGAAGAACCCGCUGGGCACACGGGAUCAUCCCGCUCGACUCUGCAAAGACCUGCACGGCUGCCGGGACACGCUCUACGAUGGCACUUAUUGGAUCGACCCAAACCUGGGCUGCUCCUCAGACUCUAUAGAAGUGACGUGCAAUUUCACCGGCGGCGGACGCACCUGCCUCAGGCCCAUCACCACAGCCAAGCUGGAGUUCAGUGUCGGACGCGUUCAGAUGAACUUCCUGCAGCUGCUGAGCGCCGGAGCCGAGCAACGAAUCACUAUCCACUGCUUGAACGUGACAAUCUGGAGCCACGCCCCCUCUGAGCCUCCGUCCCAGAAUGCAGUUCAGUUCCAGGCGUGGACCGGAGAGACGCUGGAGCCGGAUGUGUUAGGAGACAACUGCUGGCAACUAAACGGGCGCUGGCAACAUGCUGACUUCCUGUUCCGGGUGUCGGACCCUGCCUUACUUCCUGUUGUACGUAUAAGCAACCUACCAAAGACAACGGCCUCAUCACGCUUUCACGUAGAAGUCGGACCUGUGUGCUUCCUUUAGUGUGUGUGUGUGUGUGUGUGUGUGUGUGUGUGUGAGAUUGUGAGUGUGUGUGCACACGUCAAACACACACUGGCCCCACCCACAGCCUGCCCCCUUCAGCAUUCAGCCACUGAUUGGACUGCAGAAACAGAAAGAGGUGGUGUGGGCGGGGCUUUGGGGGAUUUAGCACUAGAGACUCCUACAGUCUAAAGGAAAUCCCGCCUUAACCAGCCACGGAUGUCCAAUCAGAUUUGACUCCUCUAGAAAACAAGCCAAUCAUCUCGCAGGGAGGAACACUCAGGACAUCCGGGCCGGAGAAACUGUCAAGCCCUCUGUCUCUUGUCUUUCUCUCUUCUCUUUCUCUCUCAGACAGUUUCUUUGGUGCUUGCUUUCUUUCAAAUUAUUAUUAAUAAUAAUAAUAAUAAGUUAUUAUAAUACUUGUACUGUUAUAAUAAGUAUCAACAGUUUAUUGAAGAGAUGAAUUAAGAUCAUUGGGAGGUAUAAUAUGUACAUAUACACUUAUUGUUUAACUGAUCUUUUUUAUGGUAAUUUUGUCACGUAAAAAAAAGAAAAAAAAGAAAUGCUAACGUGCAAUAGGAAAACGAAGAAAAAAUAAUUGAUUAUUGAUUAUAUUAUUAAGUGCGUCUCAUUAAGGAAGGAUUUUCAGGGGUGUUGUCAUUCAAACGUGUCAUUUUAACACUCCGUCAGACAGGGAAGUGUGAGUGUGUUUGUGUAAAUGAGUUUUGAAAGUGACUGUGUGUGUGUGUGAGUGUGUGUGUGUGUGUGUGUGUGUGUGUGUGUGUGUGUGUGUGUGUGUGUGUGUGUGUGUGUGUGUGUGUAUGUGUUUAUGUGACAGAUCAGUGAAUUUGUGAAGGUGCAGACACACCUGUGAAUAUCAACAUACAUGAUCCUUGUUUUUAAAACAGCCUGUCACUUUAAGGGGGCGUGUCUCAAUCAAAUGGGUGUGUCUUGUUCAAAGGGUUUAUAAGGGUGAAUCCCUCAUGAAAACAGGUCUGGGUCAUAUUUCACCCAAAAAGAGAAGGAAAGCACAUUUUGAAGAUCUGCAUGGUGACAUUUUUGUGACAAGCACAUUUUUACCCCCUCCAAAAAAAUGCAUUUUGAAAUAUUUAUAGUUACUUUUGUUUUGGAUUUUUUGCUAUGAAGAUUAUAACAGUAAUACAGAAUUUAUGAAUUGCUAAAAAACAUUACAGCGUAACAGUAAUGAAUAUUUCAGGCGAAUACUCAUGAAAAUGUCAUGAAAAUGUCACAAUGCAAAGAGUGGACCUACAAGGCUUUCUUUUGACUAUGCAAAAUAUACUUUUAAUUUAUUUUGCUUUCGUAAUUAAAUAUCUUUAUUAUUAUAUAAAUUAUUAUUAUAUCUAUAUCAUUAUAUAUUAUAUUACAUUUUUUAUUGAAGAGAAAAAUAAAAAUAACUUUUUGACAAAGGCAUUUCUUAUGGAAGCUUGUUUCCGAUAAAAAAAAUUAAAACAAUUGUGACUUUUUAUCUUUUUAUUCUGUGACAACUAAAAGGUCAGAAUUGGGAGGAUAUUAACUUGAAAACUUAAAAAGUCAAAAUUACGAGAUGCAAACAUGAAAUUGUGAGAAAGUUAGAAUUCUGAGUUUGUAUCAUGCCAUUUUUGUCGCAGAAAAAAAAAAAAGAUAUUGCAACUUUUUAUCUCAAAAUUCAGAUACUUUUCUUGGAAACCUGAGGGGGAUCAGAAUAAAAUAAAAAAUCAGAAUUGCAAGAAAAAGUCGCAAUUAGCUUUUUCAACAUUUUUUUUUUUUGUAAUAUCCAUAGUUCUUACUCUCAAGCACAAAAUAUCACAGCAGUUUAUGUAUUUCUUUUGACUUUUGGGUAAAAUAUGACUUAGUCGUGUUCUUGACAGGUUUUUUGUGAGAUUCACCCUUUACAGGUUUAUCUCGGUAACAAUGGUGCUCAUUUCAAGCUGUUGUAAAGCCAAUGCUUUUGUUUAGUGCCCGUGUCAUUCUGAAUUAUGUUAGUGUGAAUUGUGUGUACUUUAAAGGUUCUCUCAGAAAUACAGGCCAAAAUCCAUGUUUAAUCCAGAUGUGCCAUUCAGUCUGAGCGUUUGCAGCACAUCUGCGCAGACCUGCAUGUUGAAUGCACUACCCAAUAAGCUUGUGUGCUUUCCUCUGUGGUACAGAACAGUUUUGUACUGGCUCAAACAUCAGCUAAUGCCUUUUGUAAGGGAAAACAUUUCUGUAGCUAGAAUUCUCAUCAGAAAGUGUAUUAUCAUUCACAAAUAAUGGUCGUAAACUCGAUACAUAUGAUAUAGUGUUGCCUACAGCCAGGAAACAGCAGUGAUGUUCUGUUCGAAGCUUCUUGUUUCUUUAUUCUUCAUGACCGUGUGUAUAAGUCUGCAGGCUUUGAUGUAUACAGUGAGUCCCUUUUGCUAAUUUAAUGUUAUUUAAAUGUUACAGACGCGCUUUUAACCAAAUUCUCUGUUGUGACAGAGUUCCUCUCAAGGUAACUUAAUUUUCCGUAUGCCAACUGCUCUUACGGUUGAUAGAUUUAUUUUAUGUGUAAAUUUGGGGUUCCAGAGAACAAUAUAUUGCUUUUUUCGAUCUGCUUUUAUUUUUCUAUCCUGUUAAUUUUUGUCUAUAAUAUUAAUAAUAAUAAUAAUAAUCUAAAGUCGUACUGUACCAGGACUGUGUUCUAUAUUAAUUCUAAAGUUUAAAACAUGUGAACGUUCAGAGUCAGAAGGUUGGAAUUCUGAUUACCUCAAUCCUCUCCCAUUUCUGUUUGUGAAAAUUCACCUCUCAAAUUCAAGGGUCAGUAAUCUCAUCUCUGUCUGCUUCAUCGUAAUCUGUUUCUUCUCUGAACACGUCCUCCGUUUUGCUCGGUGUUGUUCUUCGUGUCAGUUUUCCGUACUUGGUUAAAUAUGUGGAUUCUCAAUUGGAAUUAAUGCUUACAUUCCCAAUAAAGAUGUUCUUACACCAAAA
Messenger RNA from Cyprinus carpio (common carp), 8865 nucleotides. RefSeq names its product collagen alpha-1(XXVII) chain A-like. Gene Ontology annotation, molecular function: extracellular matrix structural constituent. NCBI's taxonomy places the organism in Eukaryota, Metazoa, Chordata, Actinopteri, Cypriniformes, Cyprinidae. The record is from RefSeq and is a predicted model, not a curated record.